GUGAUGCUUGUGCUCAAUCAAUGAAAGAAGAUGAACAUGCAAAGAGAACGUUUAUUCAAUCUUCGGAAACACGGAAGAACAAACUCAAACUUGUUGACAAUGUCCGCAAUGCGGUUUCGCGUCUCUUAGUCGUAAAACAGAUGAUAGUCAAAAUCAUCGUUUUCGCCGUUGCUACAUGACUAAUGGAUCAUUGCAAAAA
Molecule: messenger RNA, 199 nt
Organism: Cylicocyclus nassatus
Lineage: Eukaryota; Metazoa; Nematoda; Chromadorea; Rhabditida; Strongylidae
Source: the annotation of a GenBank genome assembly